Messenger RNA from Salvia hispanica, 2671 nucleotides. RefSeq lists its product as uncharacterized. NCBI's taxonomy places the organism in Eukaryota, Viridiplantae, Streptophyta, Magnoliopsida, Lamiales, Lamiaceae. The record is from RefSeq and is a predicted model, not a curated record.
GAGAGGAGCAGCAGCUGUGUACAAAUUAGUUUUUGCUUAUUUCAGCAUUCUCUCUCGACGCUGCGGGUGCCUGAACAGAUGGCUAGGGGAGGCAAGGUUGGUUACGAACGCAAGACUAGAAACAAAGUCCGAUUGGAGAAACAAGAUUCAGAUGAGUCUGAUGAAGAUUAUAGGGUGGACGAAGAUGAAGAGAUUCAUUUGUCUGAAGACGAUUAUUGUUCUUCCCUUGCCGAGGAUGAAUCAGAUGGGAGUUUUGGGAAAUUUGAUGAUGAGGAAGAAGAGUGGAUAGAAAAGAAGGAUAAGACUAAAAAGAUUGCCAUGCCAAGAAGGCAAAAAAAAAUUCAGACAAGAAAGAAAAAUAUGGUUGUGAAGUCUAGAAAGAAACAGGUAACCGACAGUGAAGAGGAAGAGGAAUAUGACGAUUAUUGUGUUUCUGGGUUGAGGCAACAAAAGAAAAAUAAAGUCUCACUUGAAGAAGAAGAGGAUUACGAUGAUGAUAGUGAACUUUUUUGUCGACAAGAUGAGGACGACUUUGUUGAUGAGAACCCAAGAAAGAAAUCCCAAAUUUCAAGAACCGAGAUAUAUGAGGAUUCUUAUAAUGAGGAUCCUAAAGAAAAAGAUAAACUUGCAUUUACUGAAGAAGAAGAAGAAGAAGAAGAUGAUGAUGAUGAUGACGAUGAUGAUGAUGAUGAUGAUGACUAUAAUGAGUCUGAUGAUUCUGAGGAUGAGGAACGUACUCCAGGUGAGGUUUUGACAAGUAACAGUAGGAAGCCAGUAAGAAAACGAGUUUUAAGGCCAAAAAAUAGGUCUAAGCUUUCAAAGGAAUUUAAAGAUGAAAAACAUGCUUCAAAAGAAAGGAAAACAACAAAGAAGUGGGUUUGGGGAAGGAGGAAGAAAGCAACUGUAACUGUGAAGUCUGACUCUGAUUUUGUGAGCUCAGAAUCAUCUGAUUAUGAAUACACGAUAUCAGAAGAAGAAAGAGAACAGAUUAAAGAAGGUACUCGGUUCUGUAAAAGGUUGAAAACUAAUCUAAGAAGCUCUGGUUCUUUGAAAAUGAUGGAAGAGGAAAAGUUAGUGCCUUUAAAGUGCCCAGGAAGGAAGGGUAAACAAAAGGUGGUGGAUUUGAACAUUGAGAUCGGGAAGCAAGUUUGUGGGAUUUGUUUAUCUGAAGAGGGUAAAAAAACAGUCAAAGGAGUUUUAAAUUGUUGCAGUCACUACUUUUGUUUUGCUUGCAUCAUGGAGUGGUCGAAAGUGGAAUCUCGCUGCCCUCUCUGCAAGCAAAGGUUCACAACCAUCAGUAGAACUGCACGAACAGAUGGUGGGCAUGAUCUAAGGGAUGCAGUUUUUCCAGUUCCUGAGCGUGAUCAGGUUUAUCAGCCAUCUGAAGAGGAGCUUAGGGGCUAUCUUGAUCCUUACGAAAAUGUUCUUUGUACUGAGUGUUUACAUGGUGGGGAUGAUGCGUUUAUGCUUCUUUGCGACCUCUGCGACUCACCUGCACAUACUUACUGUGUUGGUCUUGGGCGUGAGGUACCAGAAGGAAAUUGGUAUUGUGAUGGCUGUAGGCCAACAGCCCUCGCUUCCUCAAAUGCCCAAGGUCUGAAUUCUACUCCUGAUCAUGGACCAAUUAACAAUUUAUCAGUUGGCUCAUCACCUGGUUGUGCUGUCCGUGAAACUUUCGAUCUCAAUGAGGCAUACGUACCUGACACCCCAUUGAGUCAAGUAAGUGGACACUCUCAAUCACCAAGAUAUUCAGUUGGGCAUCUUCAAACCACUUCGCCUGCCUCUGGGUCUGGGGCAUUCACUUUGCAUGACAGACGACGCAUACAGCGAGUGAUACACCGAUUUAUUAAUAGCAGAAGUCGACAGUCUGAAGGGAAUGAUGCUGUGGCCUCAGCCUCAGCAAUCAAUCUGUUUGGUUCGCCAAUCGGUCGUGGAGUCAUAGCUACUCAAAACCCAAUUAUGCCAAGGAUGGCUCCACAAAAUAUCUUUCGGGGACUACUGGCUGACUAUACCACAUCUUCAUUGUACAAUAGGGAUGCAUUUUCUCCAAGAUCAAGCAAUUUGAGGGGCAAUGUACUUCAAAGUCUACCUUCUACCUCGAACGUUCACCCCUUUGGUGGACUAUCACAAAGUGAAUAUACUGGGAUUAGUGCAAGAAUAAGUGGGGAUUUGGUUCAGCAGCAACUGCAUCCUUGCAGUACCACAUCAAACACUGGGGCUAAUGCUAGCACAUCGCCAUUUCAAUUUACAGAGGCUACUGUACCUUCAAGAACAUUACAAGGAUCUCUACACACUCGAUUUUAGCUGAAUUCGGACAUGAACAACCUUCCAUUGGAAUAUUUACAGCACAUACACAAUUUUUAGUGACGGACCAACAUCCAGAGAAAAUGCAGACACCUUGGAUUAAAGGUAGAUCCUUAUCUUGCUCUCAUUGCUUUUUCAGGACUCGUCUCAAAAUUCUUAGAUGGGUGACUUGGCCUCCCUUUUUAGUAGUAGGAUUUACUUGAUUUUGUCCACACAAUAUUUGGUGACUUAUGUAGAAUAGAUUGUUACUCACAUUUGUUAUUUGUAUAUGGGAUCCAAGAACAGGCCUCUGUACACUGCGCUAUUCAUUGACUUGUAUUUUUCAAAGCAUUUUUCCGAAUUUAUCCAACAUUUGAAUUGAAUGAUA